Molecule: messenger RNA, 2787 nt
Organism: Pelodiscus sinensis (Chinese soft-shelled turtle)
Lineage: Eukaryota; Metazoa; Chordata; Testudines; Trionychidae
Gene: ZNF385B
Product: zinc finger protein 385B
Cellular component (GO): nucleus
Molecular function (GO): nucleic acid binding; zinc ion binding
Source: RefSeq, a predicted model, not a curated record
UAUUCCCAGAAAUGGUGAAACUGUAUGAAAAGUAAUGUCAAAUGCACAGAGAAGGAUGGCAGAGCAAAUUUGAAGGAUAAAGCUUCCUGCAGGUCCUGUCAGAUACUCCACGUUUUAAAAGGUAUGAAGCACCCAGUAAGUCCUGACUACAUCUUUGAAGAUGGAAUUAUGAAUCCAUCUACUUUUCUAUGGGGCUUUGAAGAGAAAGGACUGAGGAAUGACAGACCAGACUAUCAAUUAAAUAAAGAAAAAAAGAAGAUACUAUUUUCCUUCUGUGAAGUGUGCAAUAUACAGCUGAACUCUCCAGCACAGGCUCAGGUUCAUUACAAUGGGAAAUCUCACCUGAAAAGAGUGAAGCAGUUGAAUAAUGGAAAACAACCUACAAACACAACUACAGGCACUUUGUUUGCAACCACAAGCACAGGCAGUACAUGUCACACUACUACACUUCCUGCACUUGUGCGCACUCCAACUCUGAUGAUGCAGCCUUCACUGGAUAUCAAGCCCUUCAUGUCCUUUCCUGUGGACAGUAGUUCUGCUGUUGGACUCUUCCCAAAUUUUAACACUAUGGAUCCUGUGCAAAAAGCAGUCAUAAACCACACAUUUGGAGUAUCCAUUCCCCCAAAGAAGAAGCAAGUUAUUUCCUGUAAUGUCUGUCAGCUUCGCUUUAACUCUGAUAGCCAGGCCGAGGCCCACUACAAAGGAAGUAAACAUGCCAAGAAGGUCAAAGCACUAGAGGCAACGAAAAAUAAACCAAAAGCUGGUUCUUCCAAGGACAGCGCAAAGGCUAACACAAGCUACUCCACCACGCCAGUCACAGCCAACAUCUCUGACAAAUCAGAAGAUAAAGGGAAAGCAAAAAGCAGUGGUGCUAAUCAACCUUCAAAUACUGAAGUGGGCCUGAUCCUUCCCAAACCUGGAGCUAUAACAUUAGCACCUAUAACAUCUACAUCAUCCUCUAAGAGCACAAAUGGAGUGACUAUCACAGUCACUGAAUCAGAAGAGGAGAAAGCCAAAAAACUACUUUACUGUUCACUAUGCAAAGUGGCUGUGAACUCCCUAUCACAGCUAGAAGCUCAUAACACAGGUUCCAAACACAAGACAAUGGUGGAAGCUCGGAAUGGUGCAGGUCCAAUUAAGUCUUAUCCUAGGCUUGGAUCCAGGCUGAAGAUUCAGAAUGGCAGUAAGGGCUCAGGACUGCAGAACAAGACAUUUCAUUGUGAAAUCUGUGAUGUCCAUGUCAAUUCAGAAAUUCAGCUUAAACAGCACAUUUCCAGCAGAAGGCACAAGGACAGAGUGGCAGGGAAGCCUAUGAAACCUAAAUAUAGCCCUUACAACAAACUUCAACGCAGUCCAAGUAUUUUAGCCGCAAAACUUGCAUUCCAAAAAGAUAUGAUUAAGCCCCUAGCACCUGCUUUCCUUUCAUCUUCUCUUGCUGCGGCUGCAGCUGUGUCAUCUGCUCUGUCCCUCCCUCCCCGUCCUUCUGCCUCUUUGUUCCAGGCACCUGCAAUCCCACCAGCUCUCCUAAGGCCAGGCCAUGGUCCCAUACGUGCGACUCCGGCAUCUAUCCUUUUUGCACCAUACUAAUUUUGUAGUGAUAAUAAGAUAACUAUGGCCAGUAGAAAGGGGGAAAAGGAAGCAAAGCAAGCAAGGAUUUGAUAUUUUAAAAUGUCUUUUUCUUUUAUAAUGCCAUGCAGUGUGACACCCCAGCAGUCCAAGUCACAGAAUUUUUCAUGGACAGGUACUGUAAUCUAGAAGCCUAGACAACAUCUCUCUUGCUUUUUUAAUUCAACUAAUUUGUCUGAGAUUGGUUUACCAAAAGCUUUAUGGCUCAUAAAACGAUAGCAUCAAGAUUUGUGAAUCUGUCUGUUGGCUGGGAGGGAGGUUAAUAUGUAUAUGAUGUACCUUGGAAACAAGGAACACAAAAUAUUUCCUGAAUGACUUGAAAAUUAGGGUCUUCCUCACUCACACAUAUGUAAAUAGGUCUCUGGAAUCCAACUGGGUACAUUCUAGUGUGAAAAAGGUAGAUUAACCAAGUGCUUAAUUGUGAAUAACAUCUUAAUAACUGAUUGCAUCCUUUACUUUUCAGUGUGGUCUUGUUGACAGGAAUUGUGUACUGUUUUAGACCUCAGUACUGGUGUUCUUGUGUAGUACUAGAGAUGUAUUGCCUUUCUGAUUUAGACAUUUUUAGUUGCUGUGCAAAUGUUUGGAAGCAAUGCAGCUUUGAAGCUUUUUUUAAUUAACGAAUUUCUCUUGUUUCACAUUUUAUUUAGAAAGAUUAAAAAUAGAAAGCCAUAUAACAUAUAGUUAAGAUUAGUACUUGUUUACUAUUUUCAUUUUAACUUAUUUUGUAGUUUCCUCACUGGUGUUGCUAAGCAAUGUUUAACAUUAAAAAAAAAAAAAAAGCUUUUUAAUUGCACAUUACCACAGCUCACAAGCAUUGUUCAAGAAGACAAUGGGCCAUGUAUUUAUACAUAAAUAUCCUUUUUCUUCAUUUCUAAACUAGUUUCCUUUGUAACAAUGCUGCAUAAUGUUGUGGCUCCCUAAUGCAAUAAUGUACAGAACAUAACAAUAUUUAUAAUUGACUGACUGUCUUUUCUGUUUACUGACUAGAUUGAAGUUCUGCCCUCCCUUGUCUCCUAUCCCUACCCCCUUUUAUAAAGGUAAUAUCAAUAUGCAGUACUCAGACUGAAAUCCUUAUGUGAUGUUGGGGGCAAUAGUAUAAUAAAGGAAUAAAAUAGUUAACUCUUUUAGAACAUCUUUAUCUGCAGUCCGUAAAUAGUAAAA